Molecule: messenger RNA, 2973 nt
Organism: Bactrocera latifrons
Lineage: Eukaryota; Metazoa; Arthropoda; Insecta; Diptera; Tephritidae
Gene: mbt
Product: serine/threonine-protein kinase PAK mbt
Exons: 5
Coding region: 354-2408 (684 amino acids)
Biological process (GO): intracellular signal transduction; protein phosphorylation; regulation of MAPK cascade
Cellular component (GO): cytoplasm
Molecular function (GO): protein serine/threonine kinase activity; ATP binding
Source: RefSeq, a predicted model, not a curated record
UGCGCUUAGACAUUCCUUUUGAUUUAUUUAAAUUUUUUCAUUGUAAUUAAUAUUAUUUAAAUACAAGUUAUGUUUAUUCGUGUUAAGAAAUGAAUUUAUUUCGUGCUAAAUAUAACGUGCAAGUGCAAAGUGUUGAAAAAACUGCAAAAUUUUAUGUAUGAAAGUAAACGUAAGCCAUAAAAUAUUUCGAAGGGAGGAAGCCAAGCACCAACGGCCAGUUACAACGGGUGUGGAGCUUAGCUGAGCAACAACAAAGAGAAUAACUGCUUUUUUAGUUAUAAGCGGGCUGUGUGCACAUUGGGCGGAGCACAUAGUGGCAGUUAAUACAGCGCAAAUACACAUAUUGCGACAAAAUGUUCUCAAAGAAGAAGAAGAAACCACUGAUUUCUAUGCCAAGCAAUUUUGAACAUCGCGUGCAUACGGGAUUUGACAAACGUGAGGGACGUUAUGUUGGUUUACCGUUACAAUGGGCUUCCAUUGUUGGCAACAAUCAAAUACUAAAGUCAACAAAUAGGCCACUACCUUUAGUGGAUCCCUCCGAAAUAACACCGACGGAAAUUCUUGAUCUUAAGACAAUUGUGCGACCGCAUCACAAUAACAACAAAGCGGAUACGACCUCAUUGAAUAGCAGCAUUGCACCGAAUGCUAGUGGAGCGUUAGGAAAUAACCAAACCGCGCAUGCGCACUACUUCUCCGAGCAUAAUAAUGCGGCAAAUGCUGCAGGUUCGGCAACAGGUGGCAUUAGCCACAACACAGGUGGUAUUGUGCUACCGAAAACGUCACAUGUAGCCCGCUCUAAUUCUUUGCGCAGCUCCAGCCCGCCCCGUGUACGACGGGAUUUGCGUGGCAACGCCAAUGUUCCGCCGGCAGUGCCUGAAGAAAGUGCAUCAACUACAGUGCCCACGCCCGUGCCAGGCCAAACAAUCGGUUACGGUGGCUACAAACCCCCAAUCAAUGGUCCUGCGACAAAUGUAUCAACAGCUGGAACGGCGGGCUAUGGUAUGUACUCGCAACAUAAUGCACAGAAUGGGGGCGGUCAUGGACCACUUGCAGUACGCACCGAUUUUAUAGCGAGUCAACAACAACAACAUUCUACACAGCCUCAAUCAUCGCUCGGCAACCCGACAGCGAUUACUGCUUUACAUUACCGCACCGCGCCACCUCCUCACCAUCUUGCGGGAGGUGGACAGCCACAACAGACUUCUCCAGUAGGUUCAGUAGCUAGCGGGACACGUUCGACGCACUCGCAUGCCUCAUCGGCGCACACACAUCCACAUAACAACAACAAUGGUGGCAGUGGCUUUGCGCCAUAUCAACCUGGCGCCAUACAAUCAGCACAUCAUGCCGCGAAACAUUUAGGAGCCGGUGGAGACCAAAAUCAAAAUCCACACCAUACACAUCCGCACUUGCAUGCAAAGUCAGCGUCGCGCGCAUCUAGUUCAAGUGGUGGUGCGAGCGGCGUGGGUAGUGCAGUAGGCGGGGCCAGUGGCCUAGGCGUUGCGCCGCCCCCUAAACAGGAACAGAGGCUGACACAUGAACAGUUCCGUGCCGCUUUGCAAAUGGUUGUUUCGGCUGGUGAUCCUCGUGAAAACCUCGACAACUUCAUGAAAAUAGGUGAAGGCUCUACAGGCACAGUGUGCAUAGCUACUGACAAAUCAACAGGCCGUCAAGUGGCUGUUAAAAAAAUGGAUCUGCGCAAACAACAACGACGUGAACUGCUUUUUAACGAAGUGGUCAUUAUGCGCGACUAUCACCACCCGAACAUUGUGGAGACCUACUCAAGUUUCUUAGUAAACGAUGAGCUCUGGGUCGUCAUGGAGUAUUUGGAGGGCGGUGCGCUCACCGACAUUGUCACACAUUCACGCAUGGACGAAGAGCAAAUCGCUACAGUGUGCAAGCAAUGCCUGAAAGCAUUGGCCUAUUUGCAUUCACAGGGCGUUAUUCAUCGAGACAUCAAAUCCGAUUCCAUACUACUGGCUGCCGACGGUCGAGUCAAACUCUCAGAUUUCGGCUUCUGUGCGCAAGUCUCGCAGGAGCUACCGAAACGUAAAUCACUCGUUGGCACACCCUAUUGGAUGUCACCCGAGGUAAUAUCGCGUUUGCCAUAUGGUCCCGAAGUCGAUAUCUGGUCGCUCGGCAUUAUGGUCAUCGAGAUGGUGGACGGCGAGCCGCCCUUCUUCAACGAACCGCCGCUACAGGCAAUGCGACGCAUACGCGAUAUGCAACCACCGAAUUUGAAGAAUGCUCACAAAGUCUCACCACGACUCCAAUCGUUCUUGGAUCGCAUGCUGGUACGUGAUCCGGCACAGCGUGCCACUGCCGCGGAACUGUUGGCGCACCCAUUUUUGCGACAAGCGGGGCCACCAUCGCUCUUGGUGCCCUUAAUGCGCAACACGCGGCAGCAUUGAGGGAAAGCAGUCUUCCGCCUACAAAUGCAAAUCGAAUAUAUGUAUAUGCAAGUAAAACUUAAUUAUCAUUAACCACACAAACUCCCCCACACACAUACAUAGCCAUACAUACAAACAUUACAUAGAUUCAUGUACACACGCUAACAUUUCGGCAACUACUUAAUACGCGAACGAAUUUAAGUAUUACUCAAGCAGCAUUUGAAAGUUAUUUAAUUACUUUAUUGUAUGUAGCGUUAGAAGCGAAUAUUUAACUCCUAACCAUUGUUUUUGCUUUUAAGUUUUGUUUAGUUUGUAAAUCCAAAUGUUUUUUUUGUUUUUUUUUUGUUAAACAUUAUAGGCUUAACUUCCUUUCUGCUACACAUAGACACAUACACACACGUACCGACAUUUUUUUUUUUUUUUACAUAUAUACAUGCGCACUCGCAUUUUUGUUGUGUCCUUAAUACAGUCAAUUGUUUGUUAAUAUGUCGUAAAACAAAAACAAAAAGAUAUUGCUAAUCCAUCAAAGAUACAGUUUUAUUGUAUCCACUAAUUACUUAAGUCCUUAAAACGUACACAAAUGGCA